This is a messenger RNA of Didymodactylos carnosus, 897 nucleotides long. NCBI's taxonomy places the organism in Eukaryota, Metazoa, Rotifera, Eurotatoria, Philodinida, Philodinidae. The record is from the annotation of a GenBank genome assembly.
AUGAGUGCCACCACACGUCAACUCACUCUACCUGAUUCAAACUGGUUCAUGAUCAAGUUGAGUACGGACAAAGUGGGUUACGGUAUGUUUGCCAAACGCGAUAUUCCAUGUGCCACUGUUAUUCUACGUGAGAAGCCAUUGUUUCAAUGGACAGACUGUCAAAUGAUGCGUACUGAGUAUGAAAAGUUAGAUCGCGAGAAGAAAAGGUUGUUUUCUCAACUGUCGGGAUCUCAAUCAUCAAACAACGGCGAUAUUUUAGAUGUAUGUCAAACAAACUGCAUUCAACUAGGUACAACGCCAUCAUCCGGCAUAUUUCAUCAAAUGUCAUUUGUUAAUCAUGAUUGUGAAGGUAACUCAUUUUGGAAAUGGUUUCCACGCAAUGGUGAACAGCGUCUAUUUGCCGAUCGUCGAAUCAAAUGUGGUGAAGAGAUUCUAGUCCCAUAUCACUCAUUUAUGCCACGAAAUGAACGGCAAAAUUUACUCAAGAGUUUUUAUAAUUUUAAUUGUCAGUGCAAAGUAUGUGAGCGACAACUAAGAGACAAUGGUGUAAGCGAUAAAAAAUGGUCAGAUUUUGAACGUAAUCGAGAGUAUGUGUUUUAUUCUAUGCAAACAAAUCCGAGCGAGUCAAUAAAACUGUGCGAUGAACUGAUUGACUUUGUUAAAGAUGAAUAUCAUAGUAGUCUAUCGCUGAUGCCUGAUCUUCAGUUUAUUGCUGGUCAAGUAGCACUAAUUGGACUUGGUGAUAUGGAGAGAGCAGCGCAUCAUUUGAAAAUUGCCAUUGAUCUCAAAUCGUUCAUCGAAGGUGAAGAUGCGGAUUUAUCGAGUCAUUUGAAGAUAGUCGCCUUGCUACCAGUAGAAUACCACCAACAAUUUAAGAAUUACGUGAAGAAACAGUAA